Boleophthalmus pectinirostris (great blue-spotted mudskipper) is the source of this 3985-nucleotide messenger RNA. Its product is annotated as sodium-dependent neutral amino acid transporter B(0)AT2-like. Gene Ontology annotation, biological process: L-leucine transport; sodium ion transmembrane transport. NCBI's taxonomy places the organism in Eukaryota, Metazoa, Chordata, Actinopteri, Gobiiformes, Gobiidae. Gene Ontology annotation, molecular function: proline:sodium symporter activity. The coding region runs from base 71 to 940 and encodes 289 amino acids. Gene Ontology annotation, cellular component: membrane. The record is from RefSeq and is a predicted model, not a curated record. The transcript has 5 exons.
CAGCAUCGAGAAGGAGCUCAAUCAGACUGUUCAGGGCACAGGUCUGGCCUUUAUUGCCUUCACAGAGGCCAUGACACACUUCCCGGCCUCUCCGUUUUGGUCCGUCAUGUUUUUCCUGAUGCUGGUGAACCUGGGGCUCGGAAGCAUGUUCGGAACCAUUGAGGGAAUUCUCACUCCGCUCAUCGACACCUUCAAAGUCCGGAAGGAGCUGCUCACAGUGGGUUGCUGUGUCCUAGCCUUUUCCAUCGGACUUAUGUUUGUUCAGAGAUCAGGGAACUACUUUGUGGCCAUGUUUGACGACUACUCUGCCACUCUGCCCCUGCUCAUCGUGGUGAUCCUGGAGAAUGUAGCUGUGGCUUGGGUCUAUGGCAUCGACAAGUUUUUUGAAGACCUUCGGGACAUGUUGGGAUUCUCUCCGUUUAGGUUCUACUAUUACAUGUGGAAGUUCAUCACUCCGAUCCUGCUCCUGCUUCUGCUUGGAUCCAGCUUCAUCCAAUUGGUCAUGACUCCUCCCAGCUACAGUGCCUGGAACCAGGAGCAGGCGGCGGAACAGAAGUUGGGUUUUCCCGUGUGGGGCAUCAUAGUGUGCAUCUCUCUGGUCGUCAUGGCGAUCCUUCCCGUUCCUGUGGUGUUCGGACUCCGCUUCUGUAACAUCAUCGACGACAGUCCUGGCGGGUUGUCAUCCGUAUCCUACAAAAAAGGACGGAUGAUCGCGGAGACACCACAGACCGAAGACGCGGAUGACGCUAGCCUCAUCCAUGGCAAAAGUCCCAGCCAGGAGCCGUCCCCCAUGCCCGGAAUCUACCGCAAACACGCCGCUAACGCUAACAAUGCUAACGGAACAGCAGCGCCCCCGGUGGUCGACACAGCUCCCAACGGACGCUACGGCAUCGGUUACCUGAUGGCGGAGAUGCCCGACAUGCCCGAGUCAGACUUGUAGACGUAAAAACGAAAAUAAAUUUAAAAAAAGGCAAAAUUGUGUACAAAUUUCAGCGUUUGUAAAGUGUCUGUAGAUAUCCUGCUUCGUCGACGUGGAACUUAAGGCGUUUUUUAAGUUUAAACUGAGAUAAUGUAAGAAAUGAAAUUAUAAAAUGUCAAAAUGUCUUAAAAACCCAAAAUCACCUCUACAUCUGCGGCUAGCUCCAGUUAGCAAUAAAAAGUUACGGUAGCUUCGGAAAAUGGACCAAUGGACUGUGAGACAUAGUAGUUUUGCUUUAGUCCAUCAAACUGGCACUAAACAUGAUCUGAUUUUUCUUUUACGAGUUUAAUGUCCAAGUCUUAAAGGCAAUGAAGGUGAAAUGGGGGAAACAGGGAUUUGAACCUGCAACUCUCUGGUUAUUAGAUGAUCUCCUGAGCCUCUACCAAAACAUACUUCCAGCUCUAUCUCCAACUAAUGUGAGCACUGAAAAAAGUAGAUCAACUUAUGGAAUGGUCAAAAGAAGCGAGCAAACUUAAAAUAAGUGUACAUUUCAAAUUUGAAAUCAUGAAGCCAAAUGUUUGGCCAAUCAAAAUGUAUUGUUAGUUAAAUGUACUCCAAGAUCUUCCUUCCUUUGUUACAUCAAAAUGACUGAAAAAUGUAUUUAGCAAAGCAAUGCUAGAGUUCAUUUGCUAUACACCACCAGUUAAAAGUUUGGACACACUUCUUAAUUUUUUCUUCUUUAUUUCCAUGAUUAUUUGCACUGUAAAUGCUCACUGAAGGCCUCAGUACUAAGAAUCACACAUAUGUAAUGUAGUAAACAAAACAUAAACAAUAUGAACCUCACAAUACCUCAAAACUUAAAAUGUUUUUAUCCACCCUUUGCUUUGAACCCUGCUUUGCAUUUCUUGACCCUGAUAAGACACAGAAGUGAAAACCAUUUCAGGAGACUUACCCAAGAAGCUCUUUAAGAGAAGGCCAAGGGUUUGCAAUACUGUUGACAAAGCAAAGGGUGGCUGCUUUUUGGAUAUUGAAUAUAAAAUUUAAAAACUAUUUAGUUGAGUUAUUUAACUUUUUUUUUUCUUUGUCCAAACUUUUGACUGGUAGUGUGUAUAUAUUCUUUAGAACCACAUGUUAACUCAAUUGUGAUUUGAUUAUUGCACUAACUUCUUAUAGAAAGAUUGACAAAAUCAAAUUGAAAAUGACAGCAUACAUUUUUGUGUGCACAGAAAGACAAUCUGUUUUGGUGAUACUAAUAUGACACCACAUUGAAACCACAAAAAUAUGCACUUAAAUAGUUUGGCCCCUGGUAAAAUCUAGUAUAAUUUUUGUUUUGAAAUUAAAAUUUUAAAAGUUUUGAAAAUGAAAGUUAAAUCAUGUUGAUAACCAAUUGGUGUAGAAGAUUCUAUUCAAGCAUAGCGCCCCCGGCAUUUCAAUAAUAGGACACAUUUGGUCAUGUUGUAGAGUUCUAGUUGUACACCAAGAAACCUGUAACAUUAACAUUGCUAUUUAAAAUGUUCUGUUUUUUUUUUAGUUGUAAUUUGAAAUUUCCAAUUGUGUACCAAAGUUUGUCCGAAAACAUUUCUUAUGAGAAUAAUUUACGAUAAAUUGUAAAGUUUAAAGGUCUAGAGGUGACUUUGGGUGGUACUGAGUUCAAGUCCUGCUGAAAAUGGUAUUUUUGUAGCGGCUCCUCUGAUUGGCUGUUACCGUUUGGCUCCUCUGAUUGGCUGUUACGGUUCGGCUCCUGUGAUUGGCCGUGGCGGUACGGCUCCUCUGAUUACAGUUCAUUCUUCUGGUCACAGUGUUGGGAAGUAAAAACCAUGUACCAAAAAUACAUAUUCAGAAUACUUCCACUUUCAUUUAGGUGUUAUUCAAAACACAAUUACUUUCCUAAAAUCAGUUAUUUGAUGCAAGUUAAAUAUACACUAUGUAACUUUUCUAAUGGAGGUUCAGCCAUCUGCUUGUUACCAUGGAGAUGUUAAUGCUUUGCCUGGAAUGUUCUAAAGUUUGUUAUUUAUCUAGCAUGUAUGCAAUUACAAAAUGUUACAUAGUGUAUCUUUAAGCUUCAGAUGGCACAGUAUUAGUGAGGAAAAAAAAGAGACAAACAGCUGUACAUUACAUCUGAAGGAGCGGUGCAAGAAUCACAAAUGUUCAAAUCAUUUCUUAUUGUCACAUAAAGCUUUUCUUACUUUAGUCUUCCUCACAGUGGGAAGAGCAACCACAACUUUUACUCAAAUGUACUCAAGAGUACUGUUACACUGUACAAUAUAUAACUCAAGUUAGAGUACUAUUACACUGUACAAUAUAUUACUCGAGUAAGAGUAAAAGUAUGCAGCGUUCUUAAAAAAUGUUACUGUUGUAAAUGUUACUAAGUACUAUCAACCUUUGUUUUAAACCCAGGUUGCAUUUUUUUACUCUGUAUUCUGAUUGGACAUUGUACAUUUUAAAGCUGGUAUUGAGUAUUCUGUAAUGAAAUACAUUUUGGAGGUAUUCUUCCCAACACUGAUCUGGCCUCAGUGAAGCAGUAUAAACAAGUCUCCUGGACGUUUGAUACUUGAAAAUGUGCACUGCUUUUUUCUUAUUUUAAAGAUUCUAAUGAUAAAAAAAAAAAAAAAACACAAAAAAAACAAUAACUCUGAUAUUUCAGUAAACACAAAUCAGCCAUAACAUUAGGAGGACAGACAGCAGCCUAUGGUCAGGCUCUAACCUGGUUUAGUCUUGGUUUAGUCCUUGUUUAAAUCAGGUUUAGUUCUACUAGACUUGUUUUUCUCCUGAGCUAGCUACACAUGUUGUAUUCCUAGUUUUGAGUGAGACCUGGUUUAGUCCGAGAGUAAACUUGGUUUAGACUUGGUUCAGUCCAGGCUGAGUGAAAUCAGGUUGAGUCCUGGUUUAGACCCUGGUGAAACCUGGUUUAGUUCUGCCAAGGUGUGUUCUUAGUUCUGAUUUAGUCCUGGUGUAAUCCUGUACCUGGUUUCGGACUAUGUAUUAGAAAUAUUAUGUCCGAUUUGUGUACUGUUAAAUAUCUCACAGUAUUUCACAUUUUUCCCAAACAGAAAAAGCAAAUCCUGA